AUGAACCAAUUGAAGGAAGAGACAAAGAAAGAUAAAGUAAUGAAAGUGCUACGACAGGACGCAGAAAAUGGAUGGCCAGUUCUACGCAGUAAAGUCGAUUUGGAUGUUUUUAAUUACUGGGACUUUAGAGAGACUCUUUCAGUACAAGAUGACCUACUGUUUAAAGGAGAUCGAGUAAUAAUUCCUGAGUCAUUAAGAACUGAUAUGUUGAAAGCUAUACAUCCAAGACAUUUUGGAUCUGAAUCAUGCAAACGUAGGGCUCAAGACUGUUUAUAUUGGCCAAAGAUGAACUUAGAAAUAGAAGCAGAAGUUAGAAAGUGUGAAAUCUGCGAUGCCCAUAAGAGUCAUCAACAAAAGGAGUCUCUACAAUCACAUACUGUACCACAUCGACCGUGGAGUAAAGUUGGAGCAGACCUCUUUGAAUUGAAUGGUAGAAGCUAUCUUCUUAUGGUAGAUUACUACAGUGGAUUCUUUGAAAUUGAUUACUUGAGUAAAGAAUUUCGUGCAUUCUCGUUACAGUAUGGAUUUAAACAUACAACAAGUUCACCAGGAUAUCCAAGAAGUAACGGCAUGUCAGAACGUGCUGUGCAGACAGCAAAAGCAAUCAUAAAGAAAGCAAAAUAUGAUAACACCGAUCCUUAUUUAGGACUCCUUAAUUAUAGAAAUACACCUAGAGAUGAUAUUGUUGGCAGUCCAGCUCAGCGACUAAUGAGACGAAGAACUAGGAAAUUACUACCAAUAUCAGAGAAGUUACUUGAAUUUCAACCAUUAAACCCUGUUAAUGUUUAA
This is a messenger RNA of Xenia sp. Carnegie-2017, 789 nucleotides long. RefSeq lists its product as uncharacterized. The transcript is spliced from 2 exons. The record is from RefSeq and is a predicted model, not a curated record. Gene Ontology annotation, biological process: DNA integration. Lineage: Eukaryota; Metazoa; Cnidaria; Anthozoa; Malacalcyonacea; Xeniidae. The coding region runs from base 1 to 789 and encodes 262 amino acids. Gene Ontology annotation, molecular function: nucleic acid binding.